CACAAAGUUGGCGACAGCUUUUGUUCCAGGCAUCAGCGUGUUGUACAGCAGUGGCCGUGUUAUUGCAGAAAUAAAACAACCUGUAACGUCUGAUCUUGUCCUCGGCAUGGUGAAAUUAUCUGCGGAGCUAAUUGAGCAGGCUGCUCAAUACACCAAUCCUGUGAGAGACAGAGAGUUGGAUUUACGAGGUUAUAAAAUCCCAGUGUUGGAAAAUCUUGGCGCCACUCUGGACCAGUUUGACACUAUUGACUUCUCUGAUAAUGAAGUCAGAAAACUGGACGGCUUCCCGCUGCUCAAAAGACUGAAAACAUUGCUAAUGAACAACAACAGGAUUUGCCGCAUAGGUGAGAAUCUGGAGCAUUCCCUGCCGAGUUUGACAGAACUGGUUCUCACAAACAACAACAUUCAGGAGCUGGGGGACUUGGACCCACUGGCCACAGUGAAGACAUUGACCCUUCUCAGCUUGUUAAGGAAUCCAGUGACAAACAAGAAGCAUUACAGGCUGUAUGUCAUCAACAAAAUCCCACAGAUCCGUGUACUUGACUUUCAGAAGGUAAAGCUGAAGGAACGCCAGGAGGCGGAGAAAAUGUUCAAGGGCAAACGAGGUGCUCAACUUGCAAAGGAUAUUGCCAGGCGAACAAAAACAUUUACUCCUGGGGUGCCUGCACAGCUGGAGAAGAAGAUGGGGCCGUCUCAAGCGGAUGUGGAAGCCAUUAAGAAUGCCAUCGCUAAUGCUUCAUCUCUGGCCGAGGUGGAGAGGUUAAAGGGAAUGCUGCAGGCCGGUCAGAUCCCAGGCCGAGAGCUCCGACAAGGUCAAGCUGGGAUGGUGGAGGAGGAGGACGACGAGGAAGAGGCGGGCGAUACUGCACUGGUGGAGGCACACAUGGGUGUUGGCACCAGAGAGGAGGUGAAUGAGGGAGAUGGAGAGGAUGAUGAAGACAUGGAUGUAGAGCCACAUGUAAAUGGCCCCUGAAAGCAGUUAUGUGUUUUUUCAAAGUUGUAGAUCUCUUGUGUUGGACAUAAUGUACCUGUGCAGUUUUAUUUUGUUAAACCACUCACAUUAAACUGACUUCUUAUA
Molecule: messenger RNA, 1078 nt
Organism: Micropterus dolomieu (smallmouth bass)
Lineage: Eukaryota; Metazoa; Chordata; Actinopteri; Centrarchiformes; Centrarchidae
Gene: snrpa1
Product: small nuclear ribonucleoprotein polypeptide A'
Exons: 9
Coding region: 107-973 (288 amino acids)
Biological process (GO): mRNA splicing, via spliceosome
Cellular component (GO): U2 snRNP
Molecular function (GO): protein binding; U2 snRNA binding
Source: RefSeq, a predicted model, not a curated record